UCCAAGAUGGCACCGACCCUGGUGGAGCAUGUUGUGGCAGACGCAGGAGCGUUUUUAAAGAAAGCUCCUCUGCAGGAAAUCGGCAGGAACAUUUACACUCUGAAAGAAGUGGUGAACGAGAUCAGAGACAAACCCACCAGGAGGAGUCUGGCCUUCCUGCCCUACCAGCUCCACUUUAAAGACCCACAUCCAGAACACGUCAGACAUGUGACGGAGUUCUCCAAGAAGACCGGAGACUACCCGAGUCUCUCGGCCACAGACAUCAAAGUCCUGGCUCUGACCUACCAGCUGGAGCUGGAGCAGGUCGGCUCCCAACACCUGAGGAGAGACCCGGAGGUCAAGGUUAAUAUUCAGGGCACACAGCGCCACCCAGAGACGCCUGUCAACGUCGCAGGAUUUCACUUCCCCUCCAAGGUAAAAAAACCUGUUGACGGUCCGAGCAGCAGACAGACGCCAACACAGACGGAGACUUCACACCAGACGGACGCUGAACAGUUCAACACCUUCCAGUUCUGGAGAGAGCCGCUGCUGACGCUGGACGACGACCUGCUGCAGCUGCUGGAUCCAGAGGAGGUUUUAAACAACAAACAGAAACAGACUGUGACGGUCGACACCGACGAGUUCAACAGCUUCCAGUUCUGGAGGGAACCGGUGCCGACCAUCGACCACAGUCUGCUGGAGCUACUGGAAGUAGACGGUGUCUCGGUGUCAGACAGCAGGCCGGAUACAUCAGCACAGACAGAGGACCAAUCAGACGACGAGGACAAAGAGAACGAGCCUGAAGAGGAAGAGGAGGAUGAGGAGGACGGAGGAGGUUGGAUCACUCCCAGUAACAUCAAACAGAUGAAGAUGGCUUCUGCUGAUUGGACGGCUCCUGCUGAUGUCAGAGUGGGAUGUCUGACCACCGACUUCGCCAUGCAGAACGUUCUGAUUCAGAUCGGCCUCCAUGUUCUGUCUGUGAACGGGAUGCUGAUCAAACAGGCGAGGAACUACAUCCUGAGGUGUCACGCCUGCUUCAAGACGACCAGCAACAUGAACAAAGUGUUCUGUCCUCACUGUGGAAACAAGACUCUGAAGAAGCUGGCGGUGACGGUCAGUGAGGACGGCAGCAUGAAGAUGCACUUCUCCAAAAACCCCAAAGUGCUGAACCCGAGAGGACUGAGGCACUCGCUGCCUCUGCCUCAGGGAGGGAAACAUGGUAGUAACCCCCAGCUGGUGGAGGACCAGCGUUUCCCCCAGCAGAGACUGUCCCAGAAGGCUCGUCAGAAGACGGAUGUCUUCGACCCGGACUACGUGGCCGGGGCCUCGCCGUUCUGCCAGAACGACAUCUACAGCCGAGCGGCCAACCUGCAGAUCAGAGACGGGCAGUGCGGAGGCGGCCGGAGACGAGCCAACCCCAACGCCACCCACAAGAAGUUUGUCAAGAAGAAGUGAGGAGCUGAAGGACACGUGGAGACGCGGCGUCGUCAGAUCAGUUUGAUCUGACGUGUCAGAGAGUUCAGGUGGUUUUCAUGUGUGAAUCCUCCAGCAGGGUCAUGUGACCCGUCACUGACGCAGCCUCUGCCCUCAGUGCAUUUCUAUGAAGGUAACUAACUUCACAUCAUCAUGUUUUAAUAGAGGGAAAUGCCUCUGAUGGUGCGUUCAUGGACAGUCUAACAUCUGAGAUUCAAGAACCAGCUGCAGAACAGCUGGAUAUUAUUAUUAUUAUUAUUAUUAUUAUUAUUAUUAUUAUUAUUAUUAUUAUUAUUAUUAUUAUUAUUAUUAUUAUUAUUAGUGAUAGAAAUAAAUGAUGGAGAAAACAACCAAUAAUGUAAUAAAACUAUUAUUAUCCAACCCAAGAAAGGAGCAGAUUCACAUCUUUCCCUCCUCAGCCUCCAUGUUUUCAGUUCACACUGCUCCUUUAAUAUUCCCAGCAGCUCCAGCACAGAGACAACCUGUGUAACAGGUAGACGCUGACGGUCUCACGUCUCUGCACGUUGACACCUUCAUAGAAAUGAACUGACAGUAACGACUGUGUGGUGUUUAAAUAAAUGUGAAACCUGAGCAUUUUCUACAGUGGCCCUGAAGCUCGACGCUCUGCAACACAACAGGAAGUGUUUCCAGGGGACACUAAAAAGUGAUGCACCUGCUGGGACGUGCUCGUUCAAUGUUUUUAAUUUCAAACGUCACAAAGCAGUGAACCGGUACGUCCCUUUUUAUUGUCCCGUUAAAACACUUCCUGUUGUGUUGCAGCGCUCUGAGUUUCAGGGCCACCGUACUUUUCAGCCGACAGGUGAAACAUGAAGAAACAGCGUUAAUGUUCGUUAAAAUAUAAAACCAGCAUUUCUCUUGUAUACAGGAUUUCUGAGGUCACGUUAAGCCCCUCCCUUCCAGACUGAUCAGUAUAUUGUUUCUAUAUUAAUACCCAAUAAAUUUAAAGACUGACUUCA
Seriola aureovittata is the source of this 2429-nucleotide messenger RNA. It is a transcript of the gene nob1, whose product is annotated as NIN1 (RPN12) binding protein 1 homolog. The transcript has 10 exons. The record is from RefSeq and is a predicted model, not a curated record. Gene Ontology annotation, cellular component: preribosome, small subunit precursor. Gene Ontology annotation, biological process: ribosomal small subunit biogenesis; maturation of SSU-rRNA. Gene Ontology annotation, molecular function: RNA endonuclease activity. NCBI's taxonomy places the organism in Eukaryota, Metazoa, Chordata, Actinopteri, Carangiformes, Carangidae. Bases 7 to 1434 code for a protein of 475 amino acids.